Messenger RNA from Fopius arisanus, 1437 nucleotides. RefSeq names its product STAM-binding protein-like A. Bases 162 to 1310 code for a protein of 382 amino acids. Gene Ontology annotation, molecular function: metal-dependent deubiquitinase activity; protein binding; K63-linked deubiquitinase activity. The transcript is spliced from 5 exons. Gene Ontology annotation, biological process: protein K63-linked deubiquitination. NCBI's taxonomy places the organism in Eukaryota, Metazoa, Arthropoda, Insecta, Hymenoptera, Braconidae. Gene Ontology annotation, cellular component: endosome; membrane. The record is from RefSeq and is a predicted model, not a curated record.
UCUAGUUGGCAGGUAGUUUCAGGCUCUCCCUUUUUAUUAUGACUCAUGAAGGGAGAAAAUCAUAAUUGUACAGGAAUUAUUUUUUAUGACAAUUGAAUUUAUGCCUCACGAAAAGUCAGACAUUCCACUCGAAAAGGAGUCAUUUGGAUUAGUGAGUAAAUAUGAGCAGAGAAAGAGACAAGUCUGCAAAUACAAAACAUAUUUCAAAAGAAGAUGUAUCUAUCACCGAUCCAGCUAGUCGUUUAAAAUACAUCACAGAGUUGUACUCAGCUGUUGAGAUUAAUCCCAAUUACGCUGCAAUAAGAUAUUAUCGAACUGGCAUUGACAUGACUAAAAUGGCAGCGGUUUACUUGAAGGAGGGAAGUCUGGAGUCUGCAUAUGCAUUAUAUAUGAAAUUUUUAACUAUAUUUUUAGAAAAAAUUAUGAAUCACCCGCAGUACAAUACGGUGCCGGCAGCGGAGAAAGCGAAGAAUACGGCGAUGCUGAAGAAAAUAAUUCCUGUAGCGGAGGAAUUGAAGAAAAAAUUACUAGAGCAGUAUAAACAGGACGCCGCAAUUGCAAUCGAGAAAUUGAAACAGCAAAAGCAUGAAGAGGAGGAGAGACUUCGAGUGAGUGAGUUGGAGGAGAAAACCCCGAGAUUGAGAUCAGCCGAUUUUAGUGGUGACUUUGAUCGUUUGGAUCGUUUGGAUCGAGUGGCCCCUAGCACAGCUGAUGACACGAAUCUUCCAGUGUUUGAUCGAUCCUUGAAACCCUCGACCUAUCCCUCACCUAAAUCUGGUUUGAGGCAGAUGUCAAUGCCCUCGAGGAUGAUGACUGAAUUUCUGAAACUGUCUCGUGGAAAUACAGCCAAUAAUAAAGAGACGUGUGGCAUUUUGGCUGGGAGUUUGGUGAGGAAUCAGCUGUUUGUCACUCAUUUACUCAUUCCACAACAGAUGGGAUCCUCAGACUCAUGUGUUACUCACAAUGAGGAGGAUAUAUUUGAUUAUCAGGACCAGCACAGUCUCAUUACUCUGGGGUGGAUUCACACUCAUCCAACUCAAACUGCUUUCCUCUCCAGCGUUGAUCUUCACACACACUGUGCCUAUCAGCUCAUGAUGGCUGAAGCUAUUGCUGUCGUUUGUGCACCCAAAUAUGAGGAAACUGGAUUCUUCAUGUUAACUCCUGACCACGGACUGAAUUUCAUAGCUCGUUGUAGAGCUACUGGUUUCCAUCCACAUCCCAAUGAAAAAUCUCUUUACACCCAUGCAGAUCACUGCAAACUCGAUGCAACAGCUAAUGUCACAGUCGUUGACCUCAGAAAAACCACUUGAGGGAGUAAUGAGAUUGAUGGGAUGAUUUUAAAAUGAUUUUGAGAUUUACCACGCCAAUCACCAAAUGUGUAACGUAUUCAUUGCUUCGUGAGUCAAUUAAUAUUUAUUAGAAAACUUUAUUCGCUGA